AUGAGUCGAGGGCCCCUAUCUCCACAAGACCACAACUCCGCCUUCGUUGACACCUUUUGUCUCUCCUCCAUUCACAAGCAUUACGUCGAUGAUGGUGAGCAUCCAUCGCCCAAUGGGCGAGAGAAGCAGAGAGUGAGGCUCACUCAUGCAAGAGUAACCUCUACUCUUCCUUCAUUCUACAUAUCAUUCAUCCUUUGCUCUUCCUUGGGAGAAAAAAUCACCUCUCAAGUCGAUGAAACAACGGAAGCAACGCAAGAAAGAAACGCAGAACAUGCUGGUGUUGAUAACGGGUCAUGUUUAUUAUUAUCAGACAUGAACGGAUCAAACACUCUCCACUCCACUUUCUCUCAUUACCCCCCAUCAAAUUCCACUACUACUGUUACCAGCAGUUCUAUGCCUUCAGGCUCUUUCGGGUGUUCAGUGUACCACCGCCAAAGAGAUAUUCUAGAAAAGUUGUAUGAAGAAAGCAAGUUGAAUGGUUCUUUAGUUCCCAAUUCCUCGAAAAAAGGGUACAGGGGAGUGAGACAGAGACAGUGGGGAAAAUGGGUGGCAGAGAUUAGAGUUCCUCAGAACAGAAUGAGGGUGUGGUUGGGCACUCACGACACUCCUGAAGCUGCAGCUUAUGCGUACGAUCGUGCCGCUUAUAAACUCCGAGGUGAAUACGCGCGUUUAAAUUUCCCUCAUGGAUUUGGAGAUGAAUCCACGAGUUUGAGUGCUUUGAAGAGCUCAGUGGAUGCUAAAAUUCAAGCCAUGUGUCAAACGAUGAAGAGGGACAAGUCCAAGACUCGCGCUACCCAGAAGCUGUAA
Abrus precatorius (Indian licorice) is the source of this 807-nucleotide messenger RNA. RefSeq names its product ethylene-responsive transcription factor ERF061-like. The coding region runs from base 1 to 807 and encodes 268 amino acids. Lineage: Eukaryota; Viridiplantae; Streptophyta; Magnoliopsida; Fabales; Fabaceae. The transcript has 2 exons. The record is from RefSeq and is a predicted model, not a curated record. Gene Ontology annotation, biological process: regulation of DNA-templated transcription. Gene Ontology annotation, molecular function: DNA binding; DNA-binding transcription factor activity.